Molecule: messenger RNA, 1371 nt
Organism: Andrographis paniculata
Lineage: Eukaryota; Viridiplantae; Streptophyta; Magnoliopsida; Lamiales; Acanthaceae
Product: F-box/LRR-repeat protein 12
Biological process (GO): SCF-dependent proteasomal ubiquitin-dependent protein catabolic process
Cellular component (GO): SCF ubiquitin ligase complex
Molecular function (GO): protein binding
Source: RefSeq, a predicted model, not a curated record
UUGGACUCUGCCUUUUUUCUCUCCAACUGCUACCUUGACGAAAUCUUCAGUAAAAUCCACAUGAUUUUCUUUUUUGAUAAUUUUGACGGCAUAAAUUGAGGGAAGCAUUGGUGAAAGAUGAGAUUAACUUGGACGUCCUGAUCGAGAGAUGUCCGAAACUGAUGUCUCUUACAGCUGUGGUUCUUGCGGAUAUGUUCUCAACUUAACAUCAUCGAAUCGUAUUUUUUCGACUAUUGGCUCCAAAUAUCGAAAAUUCAUCAACAAGGAUAGUAUCUCUUUCAUUUCUAUCGAUCCCAGUAGAUUUACUCAGGUAGAUGAACCAAAGUGUCUUCCCAUAUUUUUGGGACGUAACCGAUCAAAAUCCAAACUUCUUUGUCGCAAUUGUGGAGUUCUAAUUGGUUAUGGUUACGGAGAUUCAACUAUUCUCAAUGGUUUUGAUUCGACAACUUCGUCUCGCCCAUCCUAUAAAAAAAUUGUCGUAAAAGUUCAAGCUUUGCAACCCUGCGAAGAUUGAUAGUAAAAAUAACCAUGGUGAACAUAAGUUCGUCUACCUCUAUUCUACACUUCCCGAAUGACUGAUCACGAGGCAUUUGGAUUAACAUGUCGUCGUUGGCUUCAUAUUCAAAAUUUAAGUCGUCGAUCACUGCAUUUUGAAUGCUCUUUCACUAAUCCAAGUGUGUUUUCCUUAUCCCGACCUUCAUUCGCCGUAAAUGCUCUCUAUUUGAAGAAAUUGCUUCUUCGUUUUUCUAAGUUACAGUCGUUGAAUAUAUCGGGGUACAUCAAAGUUCCGGAUUCGGGCUUAUCUGUGUUUCUUAACUGCGGAUUGAAUUUACAGAGCCUGUAUUUGGAUUGUUGUGGGAUUUCUGAUACGGGGAUUUCUUACCUUGCUCGUGGAUGUUUUUUAAGGAUUAUUAGUCUUUACAUGUGUGAUAUCACUGAUAUGGGAUUGAAAACUCUCUCCACGAAUUGCCUAUCGCUACGAGAUGUGAAUCUUUCACGUUGUUGUCGAAUAACCGAUGAUGGAAUUAAUUAUCUUUCUAGAAAUUGCCGGCAACUUCAAGCUGUCAAUAUAUCUCGAUGUAUAACCAUCGAUGGCACUGGCUUUCGAGGUUGCUCGGAUACUUUUGUUUAUUUAAAUGCUAGCAAAUGUAGACUUGAACAAGAAGGCGUGCGAUCUGUCGUUAGCGGAGGUGGUUUGGAGUACUUGAAUUUGUUGACGUGGUCGAUUCAUGGGCAUGGGAUAGCCUUGCUCGAAAGUGUUCUUGUUUUUAGAUUGAAAGUGGUCAAUUUUUGGAAUUGUAGAACGAUUGGUGACGAUGAUUAGAAUGGAAUGUAUCUUUGUGUCAUGAAAUAAGACUGCAUGUGAACGGA